Cucurbitaria berberidis CBS 394.84 is the source of this 1074-nucleotide messenger RNA. RefSeq lists its product as uncharacterized. The record is from RefSeq and is a predicted model, not a curated record. The coding region runs from base 354 to 896 and encodes 180 amino acids. Lineage: Eukaryota; Fungi; Ascomycota; Dothideomycetes; Pleosporales; Cucurbitariaceae. The transcript is spliced from 2 exons.
CUACUUAGCGACAUGCUUUAUUCCAUUGUUCAUUGGUUAAAUGUUGCUCUUUUGCUUUUCUUCAAGUCCCUAGUCACAGGACGCAAAACAGUAGUACCUUCCAUCUUUUCACCCACGUGCCUUCCUAACUGGGUUUUGCGCCUUCAAGGUUCGCUCGGAUACCACAUAUCACAAUUUCUCGUUUCUCUCAAUUCCAUCGGAUCCUGCUCGAUGCCACCGAGGUGAGGUCAAGUCGCUCGAUCUACGUUAAAGACUAUCACCUUUAGGGCUCCACCGCCACCGCUUUCCUUACCAUUUCUUCGCGUGGUGCCUUUUUGAAUGUCUAUCUCAUCCCUAAGAACUGCACAGUUCACAUGCGAUCUACCAUGGGUGUCCUCUUCAAUUCCAGCAACGCACCGUCAGCCCGAGACGCUGAAAACCAAAUCUCCGACAAACGCCAUGAAGACAUCAUUUGUCGGAUUGCCAACAAUGCCUCACUUUCACAAGUUGACGGCGCAACCGACAGUCAACAGCACGUACUCGAUACAGGCAAGAGGACCAACAACGUACAGCCUACAGUAACUCAAACUCAUUUGCAACACCACGAUCAAGGUCACUAUCUGCAUCAAGCGCAAUAUAUCGCUUCUACGCAAGUUCCACCUCGCCAACAAACGCGCACAUCAAGAAAUGCAGUCAGCGACCUCCUUCCCUACUGCACCACCGAACCACCACUGAGCCAAGAGCAAGUCAUAGCUUUGACCGAUGCGGUGGGAAGUCUGAAGGAGCUUGUACUUCUUGCUCUGGGUGCUGCGUCUGGCGAUACGGGAUGUGUGGAUAGACUUGAAGGCGCUGUGGGUGGACACGCUGCUGCGAACAUUGUGGAGUUCUUCGUCGAUGAGUGGGAGAUUGACGGCUGAAGCUAGAAGAGGUCAACAACAUUGUAGAUUAUGAACUAUAUAUCAAGGAGGGGAGAUGUUAGAAAGCAUCUUGCUACAGUUAAUUUCGUUGUGUGCGGUGGAGUUCAGUCAAUCAAGGCUUUACUUUGGUUGAAGUUAGUUGGUUGAACUGUGCGUGCCCAGGUGAGGUCAGUCAACU